AUGCUCCAUAAACUGUUCGUAUUUGCUAAACCAUAUUGUUCUGUUUACAGCUCAGUCAAAUUUCACAAGCCUUUAUUUGCGCUCGACACCCAACGGAACAAUUUUUUCAAUUCAAAAUACUCUUCAAAUUCUUGCAUAGAAAUGGCCACAAAAACUGCUUUAUUCAUUGUAGCAGAAGGCAGCGAAGAGCUUGAAUUAGUGGCACCUGUGGACAUCCUACGCCGUGCUAAUGUGACUGUUACAAUUGCUGAUUUAGCUGAUUCUGAAUAUGUUAAGACUAAAUCAAAUCUACUGAUUAAAACUGAUGCGAAGUUGAAGGAUGUAAAAAAUAACAUAUUUGAUGCUGUCGUUAUACCUGGUGGUCCAUCGCACAAGGUUUUAUCUUCAGCUGAUGUAGUUGGACAAAUUUUGCUUGAACAUGAAAAAUGUGGUAAAGUCAUAGCUGCUAUUUGUGCCGCCCCAUUUGUGUUAUUCAAACAUGGAAUUGCUAAAGGAAAAUCAUUGACGUCUUAUCCAACUGUGAAGAGUGACAUUGAGUGUUUUUACCAGUACAAAGAAGAUAGUACAGUAGUUGAUGGAAAUCUGGUGACCAGUCGUGGACCUGCUACAGCUGUUGAAUUUGGAUUAACUCUAGUUGAAGUAUUGCUUGGUAAUGAAGAAAAAGUUAAAGUUGCUAAAGGCAUUCUCUACCCUCUUUAA
Macrosiphum euphorbiae (potato aphid) is the source of this 699-nucleotide messenger RNA. Lineage: Eukaryota; Metazoa; Arthropoda; Insecta; Hemiptera; Aphididae. The record is from the annotation of a GenBank genome assembly.